Molecule: messenger RNA, 1617 nt
Organism: Babesia ovata
Lineage: Eukaryota; Apicomplexa; Aconoidasida; Piroplasmida; Babesiidae
Product: translation elongation factor EF subunit
Exons: 1
Coding region: 1-1617 (538 amino acids)
Biological process (GO): translation
Cellular component (GO): translation release factor complex
Molecular function (GO): GTPase activity; GTP binding; translation release factor activity
Source: RefSeq, a predicted model, not a curated record
AUGGCUGACGGUGGAAUUAACCAUACCUCCAAGUCGAGCUUCACCUUCAAUGUCAAUGCCGCGGAAUUCACGCCCAGCGGCUCCUGGUACAACUACGACCAGCAGGAGGAGAAGGAGGUGACGGAGAAGCUAGAGGCUCUCGAUGUAAACGAAGGGGAGUCAGCGCCAGAGGAAACGGAGCCCGUAAUCGCAGAAGUGCCAGAGGAGAAGCCAGCACCACCUACCGAAGUGAAGGAGUUGUCGACUAAGAGGAAGGGGGGCUCCGGUGACUCAGGAAUACCUCCACCAGAUCCAAGGCAGCACCUCAAUAUCGUCUUCAUCGGCCAUAUCGACGCCGGGAAGUCGACGACGUGUGGUAACAUCCUAUACCUCUGCGGAUACGUGGACGAGCGCACCAUCGAGAAGUAUGAGCGUGAGGCCAAGGACAGGAACCGUGAAAGCUGGUUCCUCGCAUUCAUCAUGGACACCAACGAAGAGGAGCGCCAGAAAGGCAAAACCGUGGAGGUGGGGCAGGCCCGUAUCGAAACCGCAAACAAGAGGUUCACGAUACUGGACGCUCCUGGCCACAAGAACUACGUGCCCAACAUGAUCUCGGGCGCUACCCAGGCGGACUGCGGUGUGCUCAUCCUGUCCGCCCGUAAGGGUGAGUUCGAGACCGGGUUCGACCGUGGGGGUCAGACUCGCGAACACACGUUGCUGGCCAAGACUUUGGGGGUGAGCCACCUUAUUGUGGCGGUUAAUAAGAUGGACGACCACACCUGCGACUGGUCCGAGGCUAGGUACAAUGAAGUAGUCCAGAAGCUACGUCCUUUCCUCAAAACGUGUGGUUUUGUCGAGGGUCGUAACCUCAACUUCCUGCCGAUAUCGGGUCUCGUAGGUCAGAAUCUCAUGCACCACGUCUCAGACCCCUCCUACAAAGGAUACUGCCCUAAGGCCGCCUGGUAUCCACAGACAAUGCCGACACUCUUCCAGCUUCUUGACGGUAUAGACACGGCCGUUUUCGACGACAAGGCCGCGCUACGUAUCCCCGUCACCGGCGCCUACAGGGACAACGGUGUCAUUUGCAUGGGUAAGGUGGAAUCCGGUACCGUAACGUCAGGUCAAACGUGCAUUGUCAUGCCGCAAAAGGUCAAGGUGAAGGUGCAAAAUGUACUGUUCGAUGAGGAGGAGUUCGCCUACGCGAAACCCGGUGAAAACAUCAGGCUGCGCAUCGUGGGACUUGAUGAGGACCAGAUCAGCAAGGGAGCCAUCAUCUGUGACGUCGACAGGCCGUGCCCCGUGGUCACCGAGUUCAUUGCCAUGGUACAGGUCAUCGACCUGCUCGAGCACAGGCCGCUCAUCACCUCGGGUUACUUCUGCGUCAUGCACGCCCAUAGUGUGGUCGUUGAGAUGCAGUUCCACAAGCUGCUCGAGACCACCGACAAGGCCACCAAGAAGAAGAAGCUCAACCCCACCUUCGUGAAGAACAACACCCUCGUCACCGCCCACCUCAAGGUCUCGUCGCCCAUCUGCCUGGAGGUGUUCGACACGUGCCAGCAGCUGGGAAGGUUCACCGUGCGCGACGAGGACAAGACUAUCGCUGUGGGCAAGGUGCUCAAAAUCGUCAACACGGAAUGA